Fusarium poae is the source of this 837-nucleotide messenger RNA. RefSeq lists its product as uncharacterized. Lineage: Eukaryota; Fungi; Ascomycota; Sordariomycetes; Hypocreales; Nectriaceae. The transcript has a single exon. Gene Ontology annotation, molecular function: hydrolase activity, hydrolyzing O-glycosyl compounds. The record is from RefSeq and is a predicted model, not a curated record. Bases 1 to 837 code for a protein of 278 amino acids. Gene Ontology annotation, biological process: carbohydrate metabolic process.
AUGGCCAACUCUCUCAACAACAUCUACAUACAAGCAAACGACGAUGAUGGUGCGACUUCGGACACGUUCCUCACAAUGCGAACGAUGCGAAUGCCCGGUUUCCAGAGCGCCGCCGAGUUCGAAUCGGUCUCGACGUAUCACUACGUCUCGGUGCGGAUGCUCGCUCGUGUUACUGGUAGCGCGGGUGCAUGCAUGGCUCUGUUCACAUACCUGGAAGACGGUGACGAGCUGGCGGAUGUGCAAGAAGCCGAUAUUGAGAUCCUAACGCGCGAUCCGAAGAACCGGAUCCAGUACACAAAUCAGCCCUCGUACACAGAUGAUGGUGAUGAGGUUCCCAAAGCAACUCGCAACGGUACAUUGCCCAAGGGCCUUGGGUGGGAUGACUGGGUUGUACACCGACUCGACUGGACGCCUGAGCGAUCUGUGUGGUAUGUGCAAGGGCAAGAAGUGGCCAGUAUCGAAUUCCAAACGCCCAAGGAUCCUGCACAGAUUAUUCUCAAUGCGUGGAGUGACGGUGGUUCGUGGAGCGGUAAUAUGAGUCUUGGUGAUUCAGCGUACAUGCAGAUUCAGUGGAUUGAUAUGGUGUACAAUGCUACCAAGGACAAUGAUAAGAGAAGUCUUGAUAACGGGAUUCUGAGGAGGAGUGUUGGAAGCCAAAGUUCUCUGAUUCAUCGAGAGGAUAGUGUCGAUGAAUGUAAAGUCGUCUGCAGUAUUGACAAAGUGGAUAAAGCCGGUGAGGCUAAGGUGCUGUGGAAGAGUGCAGCAUCUCAUAUGCUAGUUAUGGAACAUUGGGUCAAGGUAGUUGUCGGAUAUGUGAUCUUGAUGAUGGUUUGGUAA